Molecule: messenger RNA, 2210 nt
Organism: Sodiomyces alkalinus F11
Lineage: Eukaryota; Fungi; Ascomycota; Sordariomycetes; Glomerellales; Plectosphaerellaceae
Product: ArfGap-domain-containing protein
Exons: 2
Coding region: 188-1936 (582 amino acids)
Biological process (GO): endoplasmic reticulum to Golgi vesicle-mediated transport; intra-Golgi vesicle-mediated transport; endocytosis
Cellular component (GO): Golgi apparatus
Molecular function (GO): metal ion binding; GTPase activator activity
Source: RefSeq, a predicted model, not a curated record
AGGCACCCGAAUCUCGACUUCCUUCGAGCUACACGCUGGCCGUAAGACACUCCUUACGCUACUUCCAUAAUCAUCAAAACCAGUUUCGCGCCCCAACCGAUACGUAUAACGCAUUCGUCACGUCUUUUCCAUCGACCACCCCCCCAUUGAGUACGCCACAGCUGACUGGGCUUGAACCAUAGCAACAAUGUCACGGAGACCGCCCAACCCUGCCGCCCAGCGCGCGGCCCAAAACCAGCAGACGAUCAAGAAUCUCCUGAAAUUGGAACCAAACAAGGUCUGCGCCGACUGCAAAAGAAACAAGCACCCUCGCUGGGCUAGUUGGAAUCUCGGCGUCUUCAUCUGCAUCCGAUGCUCGGGCAUUCACCGAGGCAUGGGAACUCACAUCAGCCGUGUCAAAUCUGUCGACCUCGAUUCGUGGACCGACGAGCAGCUCCAAAGUAUCCUGAGCUGGGGAAAUGCGCGCGCCAACAAGUACUGGGAAUCUAAGCUCGCACCAGGCCACGUUCCCUCCGAAGCCAAGAUCGAGAACUUCAUCCGCACCAAGUAUGAGCUCAAGAGAUGGGUGAUGGACGGUCCCAAGCCCGAUCCGGCCACCUUGGACGUGGAUGGCGAUGACGAUGUCCCCCUGAGCAUCGUCAAGGAGAAGCAAAACGUCGAGAGGAGGGAGUCAGUGCGCAAAGCCUCUGUUGGCCAGUCGGCAGCCCCGUCGUCUAAGGUUCCCGCAUCACAGGCAGAUCUUAUUGGCGGCGACGAUCUUCCUCAGAGAUCGAAUUCGGCAGGUCCUUCGUCCGUCAAAGUGGCCUCCAAGGCUGGACCGGCACCUCCCAAGACGACGAGCACUAAGGAUUCGUUGCUGGGUUUGGACUUCUUCGGCGAACCGGCUGCACCACCCCGUCCGGCGAGCACCUCGAACGCUGGCGGUGUCGGAACGGCCCCGUCACGCCCCGAUUUGAAGCAGUCCAUCCUUUCGCUCUAUGCCACGGCGCCGCGUCCCCAGGCUCAGCCUUCACAAAGCACGCAGGCCCCCGGCUCGUUUGGAUCUAUGCCUUCGCCCAAUAACGGACACCAGCAGCAGUCCUCCCUGGGAGGCGUGCAGGAUGCUUUCAGUAGUCUUAGUUUUACCAGUACUACCAGUCCGAAGCCCGCCCCCGCCGCUGCCGAUCCUUUCGCCAGUUUCUCAAGCCCGCCUCUCAGCACCAGGCCCGCCCCGCAGGCCUCCUCGACAGCAUCCUCAGCCUUCGGUGGCUUGAGUGGAGGAAGCUUCUUCGACUCCAAGCCUGCAGCCCCGUCUGGCCCAUCUCACCAGAAGCAGGUCUCUAACAGUAGCUUCGGGGGGUUCGCUUGGUCGACUUCACCUCCACCGGCAUCUGCUGCCGUCGCACCUCCGCCGGCCAAGCAAACCCAGCCCUCGUCGAUGGGUGACCUCUUCGACCUCUCAGCGCCGACAUCCCAGCCCGUCUCGGCCCCCAAAGCCACCUCUUCUACGGCUUCUUCUGGCUCUGUGUUCAACUUGUCAUCCGACACACCGAAGCCUUCGCAACCCGCCGUUACUUCCACUACUUCCACCCCUCUCGCAUCGUCCAACCUAUCCGGGGCCGACGUCUGGGGCUCCAAUGCCUGGGGCGCACCCGACGCAUCAUCCUCCACAAACGCUCCUCAGGCGUCCAAGUCGUCUGCAACAACCGCCAGUAGCAGCGGAGUAGGCGGCUGGGGGGGCUCGGCGGCGCUCGGGUCGGGGUCUUUCGCGGACACGCCUAUUGUCCCUGGAGCGUCGGGUGGAUUCAGCGCCGCGCCUAAGGUUUCGGCUGACGAGGAGUUCGGUGGGUGGACUAGCAGCACUGGUCCGACGACGAGCAGCGGCAACAGCGCGGCUAAGCCGGCGACCGGUUCAUUCGCUGGUAACGACGAUCUAUUCUCCAACGUUUGGCAGUAGGAUUCGCGUGUGAGAACACCACAAGAAAGGUAUCUUUUUUUCUUCUUCCACGUUGACUACAGAUCGGAAGGUUCAUUGUCUAGCGUGUCACAAACAAAAGGGAAAAAGAAGCGGGGAAAUGGUGGAUGGUGUCGUUUUCAAAAAAACAUUAGUCGGGGCAUUUGUGAGAGAGGAAGUCAGUCGCGCAAGCCAUAGAAACUUGAGAGAUGAUAAUGAUGAUAUAUCCCAGCAUACUAUCGUAAAUACAAGGGCUGCACCCAAACUCCGUAGCCAU